Molecule: messenger RNA, 936 nt
Organism: Diachasma alloeum
Lineage: Eukaryota; Metazoa; Arthropoda; Insecta; Hymenoptera; Braconidae
Product: high choriolytic enzyme 1-like
Exons: 6
Coding region: 1-936 (311 amino acids)
Biological process (GO): proteolysis
Molecular function (GO): metalloendopeptidase activity; zinc ion binding
Source: RefSeq, a predicted model, not a curated record
AUGAAAUAUAUAAUUAUGAAAAUGUCAGUUCUGCUUUACUUGAUCAUUUUGUGGUCAUUACCGACGGUGAAUGCAUUUCCAAAGCGAAAUUACCAUCUCCAAGUGCCCGCCGAGGUGAGGCCGAUAAUUCCAGACAUAGUUAAGCAUUCAUCUGGCGAACUUGAGAUACUCGAGGGAACACAACAAGACCCAGAAGUCCGGCCGGGAUUGUUCCAGGGGGACAUCAUGAUGACGAAUGAGGUGUUCAAUCACUGGCGCGUUGGCCUUCGCUGGGACCGUUUCCCCGAGAAAUUAUGGAAUAAUCGAACGGUGCCUUACGUCAUCAGCCCUUUAUAUAGUCCCGAAGAUUACGUCACAAUUUACAAAGCCAUAUCGUACCUGAACUACAUGACGUGUGUUAAUUUCGUCCCUUGGGAUGAGAAGGCCAAGGAUUUCGUGCUCAUUUGGCCCAUUAAAUAUCCCAAAGGGUGCUGGUCAUUUGUAGGCAAAUUCGGUGGUGGGCAAUUACUGUCUUUACAACCGUCGGAUGAGCGUGGACCGAAUUGCCUUGGAAAUGAGGGCAGAGCCGUACAUGAGCUAUUACAUACACUUGGAAUUUUUCAUGAGCAGAGUAGAGCUGAUCGUGAUACUUUCGUUACUAUUCGUGAGGAGAAUAUUCUCUCAAAUUUCCUGAUAAAUUUCGACAAGCAAUCCCUCGAGAACACCACCUACAGUUACGAGUACGAUUACAGCAGUAUAAUGCACUACGGCAGCAAUUAUUUCAGUAAAAGUCCCGGUAAGCCGACCAUAGUACCAACAAUGCCAGGCACCGUUGUCGGACAGAGAAGAGCAAUGUCGAAGACAGAUUGUCUGAAAGUCAAUGAACUCUACGGAUGCCUGGAUAAUUCCUUCGAGGCGCGAAGAUGGCACAAUGUGUGUAAUACCCUUGGCCUGUGA